AUGUUGAUUCAUGACUUUGAUAUGCUUGACUUUCUCAGUGGCGGCCAAAUACCAGAAUCUGUCACCGCCACUGGCCACAGCUACCACCCGGAGAUCAAAGAGAUUGGUGAUGUCGACAUUUGUGCAGUGAUGUUCAAGUAUCCUAGUGGCCUCAUCGCCAUGGUGGAUACUUGCCGAGACGUUAUGACCAGCGCAUCGAGGCCUUUGGUGAGCGAGAAUGAACUCACCAGCACAGUCGAGCUCGCGAAGGCAGAUGGCCAUCGGAUGCCUUCAGCCAUGCACAGCUUUCCGCAACGAUACCUUCAGGCCUAUCGCUCUGAGCUGACGGAGUUCAUCGAGCUGGUGCGGGCCGGCCCAGAGAGCGAGAUGCAUCGCCUGGAGCAGCAGGCAAUGCUGCGACAUCCCAACGUUGUCCGGACCACCAUCACGGCGGAGAUGUCCUGGAAGCAGGGAAAGACCGUGAACCUUGCAGAGCUCAUGUCUGACACACCCUCCGCAGGCUAUCCUGCAUAG
Molecule: messenger RNA, 513 nt
Organism: Durusdinium trenchii
Lineage: Eukaryota; Dinophyceae; Suessiales; Symbiodiniaceae
Source: the annotation of a GenBank genome assembly